GUCUGUCAGGUUUCAUUUGUACAGGGGACAAAGAUGUAUAGAUUAGUUCUCCAGCUUUGUUGUCUCCCCGCCUCUACGCCCGACCAACAGGUUAAACAUUGGACCCAUACCGGAGAAGGAUACAGUGUUUGGCCAAACAUCCGCGGGAGGCUGAUGAGGCAGCGGAGGACAGACUGGGAGGAAACGGAGCUGCUCAAGGUAGGAACCCCAAUGCAUUCAUUUUUUUCCUGAAAAUGUGUGUGGAAUCACCUUUUUCAGCUGCUACUGUUUGUACUGUACGCCCCACCCCACCAAAUGAACAGAUAUAAAAUGAAAACUUGAAACAUGACAACCACUCAUUAGACCUAAUUUAUGACUUUGGUAAGAAUGGCGGCCUUUCUCCCGGAUUUUCUGCUCCUAUUCUGGUUAUAUGAUCAUCAACUCUUCACAUCCAUGCCGUGUAUUCUUGUUAAGUGACGACAACAAGCCAGGGCCUCCCAUUUCGCUCUUCGCUUGAUGAAUGGAUGUUUUCGGCAGCGCAGGAAGUCUAUAAAAGGACUCUGUAGGCGACGCCCCAAACCCUAAUGAGCAGAUGUUGAAAUAGUCCUCGCCGCAAUGGGAUAGGGAGAACAGGGUGGGGGGGUUGUUAUUGGGAAGACCAAUCAUGGGACCUUUGGUAUCAUGUUCCAUAUUGUAGUGGAAGCGUGUGGAUGUUGAUGCUGGAAUUUAGACCACAUUUAAAAGUGCUUUUAGUAACACGCCCUUUUGUGUGUCUGUCGCUUUAAUGCUAAUGAGUUGUGAGGCUGUCUUCAACCACGGUAAUAAUUUCCAUAUGUCAUAGCUAUGACCCACAAAACGCUUUUGUGCUUUAGGUCAUUUAAACCUGCAAUAAAAGAUCAAGUCUGGUGCUUGUCUCACCAAAGAAUUAGUGACACCUAGUGACCAAAGUAGAAUACUACAUUCAUAAUUUGAAUGGUGGUCUUAAUAGUUCACUGAGCCAUUAUUAUUAUUAUUAUUAUCCCAGCUGUCUUCAGGCGAGAGCGGGGUGGCCAGCCAAUCACAGGGCACAUAUAGACAAACAACCAUUCACACUCACAUUCAUUCCUAUGGACAAUUUGGAGUCGCCAAUUAACCUAGCAUGUUUUUGGAAUGUGGGAGGAAACCCGCACAAGUACAACAUACAGCAAACUCCACACAGAGAUGCCCAAGCGGCCACCAACCAUUGUGGCAUAACAGGGGACGUUGAAUGUGGGCUCCAUCAUUAUCAGCAGAUUAAUUGUGUGUGUUGUGGUCCAGUGAACAUCUCAUCUCUCAUCUGAUGAUUGUCCCCAGCAGUCCGCAUGAGAUUAGUCACACGUCACACUCCACAGAUUAGGCUGUAGUUUUGGUCCAUGGUCGAAACCCCCCCAACCCCCCCGACCCCACUCAUCUCCACAUACACUUUGAGAGGGAGGAGUGCCGGACGGCGGGAGGGGCAAAGAGCUUGGAGAGCUUGGGUGAAAGUUGCAGGAGCUGCAGAGGGACACGAGCUGAGAAGAAGGUUGCUAGGCAGAUUUAUACUUUGGAGUGUGUGUGUAUAAGUCAUGGAAGCGGAGCAUUUAAGUGGCGGAGGGGUCAAACCCGAGCGGGGCAACGGCCGUCGCUACAGGAUAGCAUUUAUCGUGUGUGCCUUGCUCUGUGGGGUUCUUCUACUCGCACUUAUACUGGUUUCCCAAAGAAGCAAGCAGCAGUUCUGUCUGACUCCAGAAUGCAUCGAAGCAGCCGGAUCUAUUCUGAGUAAAAUGGAUCGGUCCAUUGAUCCCUGUGAGGACUUCUACACCUAUUCCUGCGGCGGAUGGCUGAAGGACAAUCCCAUUCCUGAGGAGUCGUCCUCGUACGGCAUCUACCCCUGGCUCCGGCAGCACGUUGACAUGCGACUCAAAGAGUUACUUGAAGCUCCGACUGACGCAAACGAGCUGGAGGCCGUGACCAAGGCCAAGAUCCUCUACCGGUCCUGUAUGAACGAGACGUUACUGGAAGAGAUGGACGCCAAGCCCAUGCUGAAGACGCUCAUGCAGCCUGAGUUUCGCUGGCCCGUGGUGGGCGACGGCCUCGGGGGUGACUUCCGGUGGUCCGAGGAGGAGUGGAGCCUGUUGAGGACGCUGGCUGAGAUGAGGAACCAGCACAGCAAGAGCGUCCUGAUCCGCCUCUACGUCUCGCCCGAUGACAAGAACUCCUCCAGAUAUGUCAUCAAGCUGGAUCAGGCCUCCUUGUCUCUGGCCUCGAGGGAGGACUACACCACCAACACCUCUGCUGCCCAGGCGUAUCGUGCAGCCUUGUUGAGUCUCAUGGUGGACACGGCCGUCAUGUUGGGCGCUCCCAAGACGACGACAACGAGGGUCCAGAUGGAAAAAGCGGUGGACUUUGAGACCCAGCUGGCUCACAUCCUGAUUCCCUAUGAGAACCGGACCAGUGAGAACAUGUACAACAGGUACACGCUGUCCCGGCUGCAGCGCCACAUGCCACAGUUUGAUUGGUUGGGCUUCGUCAAGUCUGUGGUGGAGUCCGACAGCGACAUGGAUCGCUCCAUCUCCUCCUCGGAGCCUGUCAUUGUUCGAGUGCCGCAGUACUUCAGGGACCUUGUCAAGCUCAUUAACGCCACAGAUCCAAGGACCAUCGCUAACUACGUACAAUGGAGAACAGUUUUUUCCAGGAUCACCACCCUCAGCCGCCGUUUCCUUUACAGAUACCUGGACUUUGCUCGGGUAACCACGGGAACGACAUCUCUGACCCCACGCUGGGACAAGUGCGUCAACUAUGUGGAGAACUCGCUCGUCUACGCCACGGGCCGCCUCUUUGUCGACACCCACUUCCAAGAGGACAAGAAACUUAUGAUGGACGAGCUGAUUGGCGGCGUUCGCUGGGCGUUCAUCGACAUGCUGCAGAAGGAGAACGAGUGGAUGGACGACUCGACCAAGGCCAGAGCCGUAGAAAAGGCUCAUGCCGUCCUGGCUAAAGUCGGCUACCCCGAGUUCAUCCUGAAUGACACCUACCUCAAUGAUGACUUAAACCAGCUAGAGUUCCUCGAGACGGACUACUACGGCAACGUGAUGCAGACGCUUAAGUUCAUUGCUCAGUCCGACGUGGCCUGGCUUCGUAGGAGGGUCCCGCGUACUGAGUGGUUCACAAACCCGACAACAGUCAACGCCUUCUACAGCUCAUCCACCAACCAGAUUAGAUUCCCAGCUGGUGAGCUGCAGAAGCCUUUCUUUUGGGGCAAAGCGUACCCAAGGUCUUUGAGUUACGGCGCCAUCGGUGUGAUCGUCGGACACGAGCUGACGCACGGUUUCGACAACAACGGCCGCAAAUACGACAAAGAUGGCAAUUUGGACCAGUGGUGGAGCAACUCGUCCGUGACGGCCUUCACCGACAAGACUCAGUGUAUGGUGGAGCAGUACAACGAAUACCUUUGGGAGGAGGCGGGAUUGAACGUGCGUGGCAAGAGGACGCUAGCAGAGAACAUCGCAGAUAACGGAGGAAUAAGACAAGCUUUCAGGGCGUACAGGCGCUGGGUGGACGAGAGCCGAGGCGGCACAGAGGAGCCUCUGCUGCCCGGAGUCGGACUGAACAACAACCAGCUGUUCUUCUUGAGCUACGCACAUGUCAGAUGUAACGCGUAUCGCCCGGAGGCGGCCAGGGACCAGAUACAGAGUGGAGCACACAGUCCACCGAAGUACCGGGUUGUCGGAGCCAUGAGCAACUUCCCUGAGUUCGGCAAGGCCUUCAGCUGCCCCGAGCUGUCAGGAAUGAACAGAGGUGCACAGUCCUGCCGAGUGUGGUGACCCUCGACCCCAGGCCCGACGGGGCUGUCGGAGCCGCCGGCUGACC
Molecule: messenger RNA, 3846 nt
Organism: Doryrhamphus excisus (bluestripe pipefish)
Lineage: Eukaryota; Metazoa; Chordata; Actinopteri; Syngnathiformes; Syngnathidae
Source: RefSeq, a predicted model, not a curated record